GACGAGCGUGUUUGAAGUGAAUGGCAAUCAGAUAACGAAGCAGAUUCGGUUCUUAGGGGUGAGGUUUGGUUCCUUUAAUUUCAGUGUAGAGUUUUACAGAUCAGUUUACCUUGUGCAACAUAAUUGGUCGCCCAAACGUGCGCCCAAAAGAGUCAGGUCAACUCUUAGGCUGCACAAAUUGGAUGAUAUUAGUGCUGAGUGGAGAAAUGCUGAUAUGCUCAUAUUCAAUUCUGGUCAGUGGUGGGUGCCUGAAAAGCUCUUUGGAACGUAAGUAUGCUCUCUUCUUCUUUUCUUAUUGAGGAUGCUAUUUUCAAGUUGGUCAUGCACUCAAACUUGGAAUGUCAAUUCCUCUAGCAUUCAGAACAGCUUUACAAACAUGGGCAAAUUGGGUUGAUACCACCAUUAACCCUAAUAGAACACGCGUAUUUUUUCGAACCUAUGAACCAUCUCACUGGAGGAAUCUAACACUGCGUGAAUGUGAAGUGCCAAACCAACCUCUUUUAGAGACUAGAGGACAGGACAACAGUUCAUUCUCUGAUGCCAUAUUCAGUGUCGUGAAGACGAUGACAAUUCCUGUUACUAUAAUGCAUAUCACUCCCAUGUCAGCAUUCAGGAGCGAUGCUCAUGUGGGCACUUGGGGUGACAAACCAUCACUAUCUGACUGUAGCCACUGGUGUCUACCUGGAGUGCCCGAUAUGUGGAAUGAAAUACUUCUAUCCUAUCUUCAUUCAACGCCCUCGUCUACUAUUUGGGAAAGGACGAUGAGUAAUUCUACCAUUGCAAGAUAGCAGCAAUUUUGCACAGAAAAUGUAUAGUUACAGAGAGAAUUUUGUCUGGGAAUUUGAUCUUUGUUUCAUACGUAGUAAUAGAUUUAUGAUGAAGAGUGAAAAAUGAUAAAUCCUUCAGGUUUCUCAUGAGCUUAACAUUGUCACAUCUCACUCGUGAUGGAAAGGAAACUGGUUUUUUCUUCAGUUCUUCAUCUACAUGCAUAUUCUGAUUUAGAACUUAAAUUUGAAGUAAUUUUC
Messenger RNA from Cuscuta europaea, 1025 nucleotides. NCBI's taxonomy places the organism in Eukaryota, Viridiplantae, Streptophyta, Magnoliopsida, Solanales, Convolvulaceae. The record is from the annotation of a GenBank genome assembly.